Messenger RNA from Cladophialophora immunda, 1017 nucleotides. RefSeq lists its product as uncharacterized. NCBI's taxonomy places the organism in Eukaryota, Fungi, Ascomycota, Eurotiomycetes, Chaetothyriales, Herpotrichiellaceae. Bases 1 to 855 code for a protein of 284 amino acids. The transcript is spliced from 3 exons. The record is from RefSeq and is a predicted model, not a curated record.
AUGCUAAGGCGAACAGGCAAGGUCCAGUUCAUCAACUGGACAGACCGCGAAGACGGUGAUUCUGCUGGGACUCAGCGGAGAGCGCACUCGCACGCUGCCCGCGCCGCCCACGCCAGAGAAAGGCGGCUGCGCACGCUGGAGUACCAAGCCGCGAAGGCCGCUCGAGGCCCUGACGAAGACCACGGAAACAGAGACGGCGCUCUGGAGACCAUCCACAAGGUGCCAGCGCCCAGUGCCGACCCGUCCGGAGUGAAGGAGACCGCCGCGUCUAGUCCCCUGGGACUGUUGACGCCGGGACGAGGAGACCCUUUCGCGAGCUUCGCAAGCCCCUUUCGACCCAUCGAGCACUUCCUCCUUUAUCACUAUGUGACGGCGGUCAUUCCCUUCAUGCAAAGCCUGUGCGUCAUGCUCAGAGACCGCGUGACCUACCUUGAAGAAAGGAGUCGGGACUGGGUCCAACUUGCGCUUUCCGACGCUGGCAGUUUAAAGGGAAUCUUCCUCGCCGCGAGCCGCCAUUUGUCGAAAGUCCAUCAGCAGCGACAAAUGUAUCUGUAUCUGACCCUGCAAUACAAAGUGGAUUGUGUCCGGGCGCUCCGGCGUGCUAUCUCUGCCGGAACGUCGGCCGUGGAUGAUUCCGCGUUUGCCCUAGCCAUAAUACUGGCCGCCGACGAGCUCUUGCUCGGCAAUAUCGAGAUGUCCCGACAUCACGUCCGCGGGGCGGUCAAGAUGGUGGAGCUCAAGGGCGGUCCGCAGACUCUCGGUCUCGGUGGCUUUCUCGAGCACAUCCUGUACAAGUAUGUGGGCGAGGUAGGACUUCCGUACGAAUUCGAACCACCUGAGAUGCCAGACAUUUGAGUGUAUGAUCUGUUAGGACGCUCUGGACCGUUUGAUUGUCUGCGUGUCUAGGUCAGCAUCAAGAUUCUGCUGGAAUGAGGACAGCCUUUAAGCUCAACUCGCAUAACUCACACGCCUCACCAGGUGGGUGACGAACCCACAGACCUCUGUCGCAAAAGUCCA